Pseudocercospora fijiensis CIRAD86 is the source of this 1002-nucleotide messenger RNA. RefSeq lists its product as uncharacterized. Gene Ontology annotation, molecular function: NAD+ binding; UDP-glucuronate decarboxylase activity. The transcript is spliced from 4 exons. The record is from RefSeq and is a predicted model, not a curated record. Gene Ontology annotation, biological process: D-xylose metabolic process. Gene Ontology annotation, cellular component: cytoplasm. NCBI's taxonomy places the organism in Eukaryota, Fungi, Ascomycota, Dothideomycetes, Mycosphaerellales, Mycosphaerellaceae. The coding region runs from base 1 to 1002 and encodes 333 amino acids.
AUGUCUCGUUCUGCAGCAGCCAUCGAGCGCACAAUCUGGUGUGCAAUGUCGUUUCCUGCGCCACCAAUGGAGAAGCAGACGUAUAUUAGAGUCCACGAUGGCUUUCUUGGAUCAAGGCUAGUUGGAGUACUCCUCAGUCAAGGACACAGUGUCACUGUGCUUGAUAAUCAUUGGACGAGCUUGCAAUUCAGUUUGAAUGACUUCAAAGACGAUCCAGCAUUGACCAUCAUCCAGUCAGUCAUUGAGUCUUGUGAUCAGAUCUAUCACCUCGCCUGUCCGGCUAGCCCGGUGCACUUCGCGACACAUGCUCUAAAGAUCCUUGACACCUGCUACCUUGGAACACGGAAUGUGCUAGAGAAAGCGCGGCUAUGGAAUGCGCGCGUGCUACUUGCCAGCACAUCUGAGGUCUACGGGCAAGCAGAACGUGAUCCCCAGGACGAAGGUUAUUUUGGAAACGUCAACUGCUUUGGCCCACGAUCUUGCUAUGAUGAAGGCAAACGAGUUGCCGAGUCCCUUGCAUACGCAUAUCAACAGCAGUACCCGGGCGCACUGGAGAUCCGUGUGGCCAGAAUUUUCAAUGCGUAUGGCCCAGGUAUGCAUGCAAGAGAUGGGCGAGUGGUGUGCAGUUUCGUUGAUGCGGCACUUCGGCAAGCAGAAAUUUGGAUCAAUGGAGAUGGCCAGUCGACUCGUUGCUUUCAGUAUGUUGAUGAUUGUGUUGCCGGACUCCAGAGCUUGAUGCAAAGCUCAUGGCAAGGCGGUCCAGUCAAUAUUGGAAGGGAACAAGCCACUACGAUUGCCGAGCUUGCACAAAUCAUCAACAGCCUUGUUUCAGCAAGCACACGUUGUCCAGAGGCCAGGAUUGUUCAUGGACCGGCUUUGCCUGAUGAGCCGAUGCAGAGAAGACCGGAUUGCACGCUUGCCAGGAAUGUGCUUGGAUGGGAGGCAAGAACAAGUUUGCAAGAAGGCCUACGAAGGACGAUUGAAUGGCAUGUAGAUCUUUAG